Dracunculus medinensis (Guinea worm) is the source of this 1569-nucleotide messenger RNA. NCBI's taxonomy places the organism in Eukaryota, Metazoa, Nematoda, Chromadorea, Rhabditida, Dracunculidae. The record is from the annotation of a GenBank genome assembly.
AUGGCAAAGAAUGGUUUUUAUCGAAAUAUAAUUGGUAUGAUAGUUAAUGGACGUUGUGGUACUGUAAUGGAGGAGAAUAUCUAUGAGAAGAUUGAGAAUGCUCUGUCAGAAAGUGGUUUUGCAAAAACGAUUUUCAUUUGUGUUUAUUUAAUGAAAGAUUAUCGAAAGGAAAGAUUGAUUCUAAGUGAUGAUCAGAAUUUAUUCGGAUAUUUAUCAUCUUCAAUGGAAAAAGAAGUUUUCCCUUAUGUGAAUUACGAUACUAAACAAUGUAUAUCAGUUGAAAUGAGGUGGAAUAACGUGUGUUUACACGAUAUCGACAGCAGAUAUAUCGAGUCAGCUAAGUCAAAGUUUCUCGCCUCUCGAGUGUACGUUUCAUCUCUUUUCUUAGGGAAGGACAUACACUAUGAUGAAUAUUACUAUUUAUGGGUACGCGACGAAUCAAGCAAAUCAGAGCAAAAUGAUUCGUUCUGGUUAUUGCCAUCUAUAACUCAAGGACAAAAACAAAAAUCGCUGUCUUGUAAGAUAAAUGAAACGGGUCGCACUGGUGAUAAUUAUAAAUCUAUUAUGAAAAAAAGGCGCAGAGAAUCUCAACGGUCUUUAGAUUCAGAUGAUGAUGAUGAUUUCGCUAGUGGUACUAAGUUUCGAAAAGAUUUAAAUAGGAAAAAACCGGCAUGUCGAAAGAAUGGAAUAUCCAGAAAUCCAUUCGGACGUGAGAUAAAUUUCAAGAAAACAAAAUAUCGUAAGGGAUUCGAUCAGUUAUUAUCCAUUAAUGAACCAUUUUCAAGCUCAUCUGAAGAUAGUGAAAAUGAUACAUAUAUUGAUGGUGUAAAAUCUUCAUAUGGAGAAUUAAUCGAAUCUGCCGGCAAUUCAAGUGCAUUUCCAUUUUCAAAUCCGAAUUCUGUUGCUUCCAAUCGAAAAAUAUCAUCUGACAUUUUAUUGCUGGAUAUUUUAUCGGUUUACAGUAAUCUUUGUUCAUCUGUCGCUGGUAAAGGAAUCGUAACAGAAUGUUAUGAAUGGAAAAAUGAUUCUCCGUCAGUUUCAAAAAUUGAAGGCUUCAUGCUUGAACUAUCGGGCAAUGGAAGUUUCAACUCGCCUCAUAAAGUUUUCCCACUAGAAACUUUCUAUUUUGGCAAUUAUGAUAAUGGUGCUUCAUCAUCUCUUCAUCUCGGACUUUGCCAUGUGGAACAUAAUUCUAAUCGCUAUCGCAUUCCAAAAUCGGGCAUUAUUCAAGGAACGAUUUUUGAUCCAAAAGGAGCAGUUGUGCAUAUUUUUCUUAUACCAAUUGAUGCAGCAGAUUUGCCGAAGUCACAUACUUCUAUUCGGCAUAAAACCUUCUUGAAAUCUGUGAAUACAUCAGUCGGUCAAAAUUCUCUAAAAUGCCUUAUCCAUUUAAAAUUGAAACUCAGUCGAUCAAAUAGGCUUUAUCUUUAUAGUAAUAUGCAAAUUUUGUUUGCACCCACAAAUAAUGAUGGAAAUAUUUUUCUUUUGUCUGAUUUGGAUAAGCUUUAUAAUGCAGUUGAGAAGUCGGAUCGUCCUACUACAUAUUUUUCCGCUUCUUCAUGUUUAUAA